GUCCAGUCUGAGAAAGGGCGGCCGCGACCCGAGGCGCCCGAGUCAAAGGAGCGGCCCCCCUCUCUCCGAGGGGGUUGGGGGUCCGGACGGCCGGGCGGGUCUCGGCGGGAGCCUGGGCCCCUUGAGAGACUGUGGCGGUGCGGCUGCUCGGUUUCGCGGCUUCUCCGCCGCCGUCGAGCUGGUGUCGCGCCCUUGCCCGCCCUGGAGUCGGACUGUGUAGCGGGGCGCCCUGCUAGUUCCAGGCCCAGUGGGCCUGAGUAGCAGACGCGGUCAUGGUUAUCUGGACGCUGCUGUUAUUGUUUCUGAAUCCCGGAACUGGGGCCUGACUCCCUAGAGAGACUGAGGGUGCCGAGAUGAGUUUCCAGUGCUGACCAGUGCAGCUAUAUUUUGCUAAAAGGUGUCUUGGGGUGUUUUUUUCCUAACCUUUCCCCCGUUUUCUCUUCUCACCUUUUUAUUUUUACCCAUUUUUCGUCUUGCUGUUUUUCAGUUAGAAGUGGGUGCUGUCAGUGGUGAAAUAAAAUUAGGACCGAGGCCUUGUCCAGUUGGUGCUUACUCAGUCCGUGCUGACCCAUGGUCAGGGCUUGGAGCAGAGCUGUAAGGGAGGGCGGAGUCCUACAGUAGAGGUGAGGCAAGAGCUGCAUUCUGGCAGGGUUUCCAGCCUGGCAGACGACGUGCUCUGUAAUGCUUUUCUGAAUUGCCUUAGCCAGAAGGAAUAGGGAACUGCAUAUUUGGUUUACUAGAUUUGAGGAUGUCUGCUAUGUGCCACGCUGUCUGGCAUUGGGAGCGAUUUAUGAUUUGCUUCUCUAUCAUUUACUUACUGUUUUUGCUCAGCAGUAAGAAUUGAGGACUAACUGUGAACAUCUAGCAUGCAAACCUAUGCAAAGCAGUAUUUGGGAUCCAUAGGUAAGGUCUUCUCCAAAUCCUUAAAGAUUGUCUUGUAUGAAUUCUGUUAUAGGUCAGUGCGGAGUGGAUCAAAGCAGAAAUAAGCCUCUCUGGCCAGCCCAAGACUUCACUGAAAGCAGUAACAUACCUAAAGCAGGAAUGCCUCAAUCAGGAAUUUAGCCAAGAAACAAACAAACAAAAAAAAGCCUGGGAAGUAAAUAAUUUGGCAAGAUCCCUGUCUAAAGGGAAAGUCUCCUGAGCAGAUACUAAUUUUGUGUUGGGGAAUGCCCAGAUAGUGGACUGGCCUAUCGUGUACAGCAAUGAUGGAUUUUGCAAGCUGUCUGGCUAUCACAGGGCGGAAGUGAUGCAAAAAAGCAGUACCUGCAGUUUCAUGUAUGGGGAGCUGACUGAUAAAGACACAAUUGAAAAAGUUCGACAAACAUUUGAGAACUAUGAGAUGAAUUCCUUUGAAAUUUUGAUGUACAAGAAGAACAGGACACCUGUGUGGUUCUUUGUGAAAAUUGCUCCAAUUCGAAAUGAACAGGAUAAAGUGGUUUUAUUUCUUUGCACUUUCAGUGACAUAACAGCUUUCAAACAGCCCAUUGAGGAUGAUUCAUGUAAAGGCUGGGGGAAGUUUGCUCGGCUGACCAGAGCACUGACGAGCAGCAGGGGGGUCCUGCAGCAGCUGGCUCCCAGCGUGCAGAAAGGCGAGAACGUCCACAAGCAUUCCCGCCUGGCUGAGGUUCUACAGCUGGGCUCAGACAUCCUUCCCCAGUACAAGCAAGAGGCACCAAAGACUCCCCCUCACAUCAUCUUACAUUACUGUGUUUUUAAGACCACGUGGGAUUGGAUCAUCUUGAUCUUAACCUUCUACACAGCUAUCCUGGUCCCUUACAAUGUCUCCUUUAAAACCAGGCAGAACAACGUGGCCUGGCUGGUUGUGGAUAGCAUCGUGGAUGUGAUCUUUUUGGUGGACAUUGUGCUGAAUUUUCAUACUACUUUUGUUGGACCAGCUGGGGAGGUGAUUUCUGACCCCAAACUCAUCCGCAUGAACUACCUGAAGACGUGGUUUGUGAUUGACCUUCUGUCCUGUUUGCCAUAUGAUGUCAUCAACGCUUUUGAGAACGUGGAUGAGGGCAUCAGCAGCCUAUUCAGCUCACUGAAGGUUGUCCGGCUGCUACGUCUUGGACGAGUGGCCCGUAAGCUGGACCACUACAUUGAAUACGGAGCCGCUGUGCUGGUGCUGCUGGUGUGUGUGUUUGGGCUGGCUGCUCACUGGAUGGCCUGCAUCUGGUACAGCAUUGGGGACUACGAGAUCUUUGAUGAAGACACCAAGACCAUCCGCAACAACAGCUGGCUCUACCAACUGGCGAUGGACAUUGGCACCCCUUACCAGUUUAAUGGAUCCGGCUCAGGGAAGUGGGAAGGUGGUCCCAGCAAGAAUUCCGUCUACAUCUCCUCGUUGUAUUUCACUAUGACCAGCCUUACCAGCGUGGGCUUUGGAAACAUUGCCCCAUCCACAGACAUCGAGAAAAUCUUUGCAGUGGCCAUCAUGAUGAUUGGCUCACUUCUCUAUGCCACCAUCUUUGGGAACGUGACAACCAUUUUCCAGCAGAUGUACGCCAACACCAACCGGUACCAUGAGAUGCUCAACAGCGUUCGGGACUUCCUGAAGCUCUACCAGGUGCCAAAGGGCUUGAGUGAGCGAGUCAUGGAUUAUAUCGUGUCUACCUGGUCCAUGUCCAGAGGCAUCGACACAGAGAAGGUUCUGCAGAUCUGCCCCAAGGACAUGAGAGCUGACAUCUGCGUGCACCUGAAUCGCAAGGUGUUCAAGGAGCACCCAGCUUUCCGGUUGGCCAGUGAUGGCUGCUUGCGGGCACUGGCCAUGGAGUUUCAGACAGUGCACUGCGCCCCAGGGGACCUUAUCUACCAUGCAGGAGAGAGUGUUGACAGCCUCUGCUUCGUGGUCUCCGGCUCCCUGGAGGUGAUCCAGGAUGAUGAGGUGGUGGCUAUUCUAGGGAAAGGAGACGUGUUUGGAGAUGUGUUCUGGAAGGAAGCCACCCUUGCCCAGUCCUGUGCCAAUGUUAGGGCCUUGACCUACUGUGACCUGCAUGUGAUCAAACGGGAUGCCCUGCAGAAAGUGCUAGAAUUCUACACAGCCUUUUCCCACUCCUUCUCCCGGAACCUCAUUCUCACCUACAACUUGAGGAAGAGGAUCGUGUUCCGGAAGAUCAGCGACGUGAAGCGGGAGGAGGAAGAGCGCAUGAAACGCAAGAAUGAGGCCCCCCUGAUCUUGCCCCCGGACCACCCUGUCCGGAGACUCUUCCAGAGGUUCCGACAGCAGAAGGAGGCCCGGCUGGCCGCGGAGAGGGGCGGCCGCGACCCGGACGACCAGGAUGUGGAGAAGGGCGGUGCCGUCCCCGAGCACGCGGCCAACCACAGCCUGGUGAAGGCCAGUGUGGUCACCGUGCGUGAGAGCCCCGCCACGCCCGUGGCCUUCCAGGCGGCCUCCGCGGCGGCGGUGUCGGACCAUGGCCGGCUGCACGCGCCCGGCGCUGAGUGCCUGGGCCCCAGGGCAGCGGGGGGCGACUGCGCCAGGCGCAAAGGCUGGGCCCGCUUCAAGGAUGCCUGCGGCAAGGGCGAGGACUGGAGCCAGGUGGCCAAGGCCGAGUCCAUGGAGACGCUCCCCGACAGGACCAAGGCGUCCGGAGAGGCCACCCUCAAGAAGACAGACUCCUGUGACAGCGGCAUCACCAAGAGCGAUCUGCGUCUGGACAACGUCGGUGAGGCCAGGAGCCCUCAGGACCGGAGCCCCAUCCUGGCGGAGGUCAAGCAUUCUUUCUACCCCAUCCCCGAGCAGACGCUGCAGGCCACGGUCCUGGAGGUGAAGCACGAGUUGAAGGAGGACAUCAAGGCCUUGAACACCAAAAUGACAAAUCUUGAGAAACAGCUCUCUGAGAUACUCAGGAUAUUAACUUCCAGAAGAUCCUCUCAGUCUCCCCAGGAGCUGUUUGAAAUAUCGAGGCCCCAGUCCCCAGAAUCAGAGAGAGACAUUUUCGGAGCAAGCUGAGUGGUCUAAAAAAAGAGUCAAAGACCAAAACCCACCGCCCUUCCCUGGACACCAUCCCCACCACACACACCUACAUGACCAACAACUUCCAAAGUAGGCUUUCCUGACAGAAAAUCAAAGUGGGACCAGUCGCUUAGGCACGCGCGCUCUUUCUCUAUCUGGGCACAGAUACGGGAAGAGGUGUGUGUUACCACCCUGCUAGAUGACAGCUGUUUUCCAGCUGUCUGCACAAUUUUGGAAGAGGGGGCAUGCUGAGGGUAUUUUCCUUCCUUUUUAAUUUUUUUACUGCCACGAUAUUUGUAAAA
Messenger RNA from Prionailurus viverrinus (fishing cat), 4257 nucleotides. RefSeq names its product potassium voltage-gated channel subfamily H member 1 (gene KCNH1). Gene Ontology annotation, biological process: regulation of membrane potential; potassium ion transmembrane transport. Gene Ontology annotation, molecular function: delayed rectifier potassium channel activity. Lineage: Eukaryota; Metazoa; Chordata; Mammalia; Carnivora; Felidae. The transcript is spliced from 11 exons. The record is from RefSeq and is a predicted model, not a curated record. Gene Ontology annotation, cellular component: membrane. Bases 1247 to 3952 code for a protein of 901 amino acids.